UCUGAAAAAGAAAAAUCAGAUCAAAAUAAGAAGAAUCCAAGACACCCACCGCUUUUUUUUCUCCCCUGCAUUUUUUUCAACCUCACUCUCUCUCUACAUCUCGCUCACGAACUCUCUCUCUCUCCCCCCAACUCACUAAUGGCAUCUCGCGAAGACAGCGUCUACAUGGCGAAACUCGCCGAGCAAGCCGAGCGCUACGAGGAGAUGGUCGAGUUCAUGGAAAAAGUCGUCGCCGCCGCUACUUCCGGCGAGGAACUGACCGUCGAAGAGCGCAACCUCCUCUCCGUGGCCUACAAGAACGUCAUCGGCGCUCGGCGCGCUUCGUGGCGCAUAAUCUCCUCGAUCGAGCAGAAAGAAGAGAGUCGCGGCAACGAUGGACACGUGGCGACUAUCCGUGACUACAGAUCUAAAAUCGAGAGCGAGCUCUCCGGGAUCUGUGAUGGAAUACUGAAGCUGCUUGAUACCAAGCUUAUUGGCGCCGCCUCGAGUGGUGAUUCGAAAGUGUUUUAUUUGAAGAUGAAAGGUGAUUAUUAUAGGUAUCUUGCGGAGUUCAAGACUGGUGCUGAGAGGAAAGAUGCUGCUGAAAACACUCUCAACGCCUAUAAGGCCGCUCAGGAUAUUGCGAAUGCUGAAUUAGCUCCAACACAUCCGAUCCGACUGGGGCUCGCCCUUAACUUCUCUGUGUUCUACUAUGAGAUUCUGAGUUCCCCUGACCGUGCUUGUAAUCUUGCGAAACAGGCCUUUGAUGAAGCGAUUGCUGAGUUGGAUACCCUAGGAGAGGAGUCCUACAAGGACAGCACUCUGAUUAUGCAACUUCUCCGUGAUAACCUUACUCUAUGGACUUCAGAUAUGCAGGAUGAUGGUACUGAGGAAAUCAAAGAAGCAGCCAAACCUGAUGAUGAAUAGUUAUGCUUCUUCUUUAGGAUGGGCUUUUCUUUUGAAUUGUAUUAGUUUGCUUUUAAUUUGAAAAUUGCUGCUUGUGGCUACUGGCUUGUAAGUUGUAACAUCAACUCUAUGUUAUAGUAGGGAUUGCUUCUAAACGGACAUGUGAUCAGUUUUAGAUUUUAUGCAUGCCAUGUUUUAUUUCGCUACACAA
This is a messenger RNA of Daucus carota subsp. sativus, 1096 nucleotides long. RefSeq names its product 14-3-3-like protein. Lineage: Eukaryota; Viridiplantae; Streptophyta; Magnoliopsida; Apiales; Apiaceae. Bases 139 to 906 code for a protein of 255 amino acids. The record is from RefSeq and is a predicted model, not a curated record. The transcript is spliced from 4 exons. Gene Ontology annotation, cellular component: cytoplasm. Gene Ontology annotation, biological process: intracellular protein localization; signal transduction.